Magnusiomyces paraingens is the source of this 1287-nucleotide messenger RNA. RefSeq lists its product as uncharacterized. The transcript is spliced from 3 exons. Bases 1 to 1287 code for a protein of 428 amino acids. The record is from RefSeq and is a predicted model, not a curated record. Lineage: Eukaryota; Fungi; Ascomycota; Dipodascomycetes; Dipodascales; Dipodascaceae.
AUGGAGUAUGAUGACGUUUUGCUCAAUCAGCCCGUCGUCUUCGACAAUGGAUCCGGCACAAUCAAGGCUGGAAUUGCAGGCGAGGAGCAGCCCCGAACAUUUUUCCCAUCAUAUGUUGGUAGACCAAAGCAUUCUCGAAUAAUGGCUGGUGCGCUCGAGGGAGACACAUUCAUUGGGUCGCGCGCUCAAACAAACCGUGGACUGCUUAAACUGCGGUAUCCCAUGGAACACGGAGUCGUGACCGACUGGGAUGACAUGGAACGCAUCUGGGCACACGUCUACACCGACGAACUACGCGUAUUAUCUGAAGAGCACCCGGUACUACUUACAGAAGCUCCACUAAAUCCGCGAGCAAACCGUGAACAAGCUGCUCAGAUAUUUUUCGAAACCUUUAACGUACCAGCUCUUCAUUUGGCAAUUCAGGCCGUGUUGGCUCUCUAUGCAUCGGGUAGGACAUCUGGGCUGGUGCUUGACUCUGGAGAUGGAGUAUCACAUGCAGUUCCUGUGGCUCAAGGAUUUGCUAUUGAAAAUGCAAUUAUGCGCGUAGACGUUGCCGGCCGUGACGUGACGCGACAACUUCAAAUGCUUUUACGACGAGCAGGAGUUGUACUUACUACUUCUGCUGAACGUGAAAUUGUGCGAGAUAUUAAGGAACGUGCAUGUUAUCUGGCAAUUGAUCCACGGCGUGAGGAAAAGGAAUGGGCUGCUUUACGUAUGGAUAGACUUCAUCCAUUAUCAACAUUGACAACUGUUACGGCCACUGCAAAUAUUACCCAGACAGGUACAACAGAUACCCAAGAAGAUCUUGGAACAGGUGGAGGUGAUUCCCAAAUUAAUAGUGCAGGUCCUGGAUCAUCUCAAGCAUUAGCAUCUAAUGUAUAUAGAUUACCUGAUGGUCGUGAGCUUAACCUUGGAGCUGAACGGUUCCGUGCACCAGAGAUUUUGUUUCGCCCAGACUUGAUUGGAUCUGAAGAAAUGGGUGUACAUCAGCUUGUAAGUUCGAGUAUUUCACGUACCGAUCUUGAUUUACGUGGAAUGCUUUAUGGAUCCGUGGUACUUUCAGGUGGAUCAACACUCACCCGUGGGUUUGGAGACCGGUUGCUCUAUGAAUUACGCAGAGAAACGCCACCAGGGACCAAAAUUAAAAUCUAUGCGCCACCAGAACGCAAGUACUCGACAUGGAUUGGUGGGUCCAUUUUGGCUGGUCUCAGUACGUUUAAAAAGUUAUGGGUUAGUGUUGAUGAAUGGCAUGAAAACCCAGAUAUCAUCCAUACAAAGUGCAUGUAA